Messenger RNA from Macrosiphum euphorbiae (potato aphid), 948 nucleotides. Lineage: Eukaryota; Metazoa; Arthropoda; Insecta; Hemiptera; Aphididae. The record is from the annotation of a GenBank genome assembly.
AUGCAGCAUCACAACCUGCCCUCCGAUCCUCUGAAGAUCGUCUUCCAGCUGGCGGUAUUUUUUCUGCUAUUGGUGCCUGGAAUUUUGUGGGCGAUUUUGAAAAAAUUCAUACCGGUGAAGCCAAAAUGCGUCAAAGGAGAAGUCGUGUUGAUCACCGGUGCUGCUCGGGGAAUAGGACGUGAACUUGCCACUAGGUUUGGUAAAUUGGGUGCAAAAGUUGCUUGCGUGGAUAUCGAUGAAUUGGGAAACGAAGAAACUGCUCAAAUAAUAAAAGAUUGUGGGGGCGUGGCCACUAGUUACAAAUGUGACGUUUCGAAAAAGGAUCAGAUCAAAGUUCUGCACUCGACGGUAAGAGCCGAUUUGGGUCCAGUUGAUAUAAUCAUCAACAAUGCUGGAAUUGUGUGGGGAAAUUUAUACAUCGAUCCAGAAAAGGAUCAGUUCAUCACGGACCAGGUCAAUGUCAACCUAAUGGCUCAUAUUUGGAUGAACAGGGAAAUUCUUCCAUCGAUGCUGGAGAGAAACCAUGGACAAAUCGUAGCCAUGUCUUCGAUGUCUUCGAUGUCCGGUAUAGCUAAUAUUUCCACGUACACGGCUACCAAAUGGGGUUUGAACGGUAUGAUGGAAUGUUUGCACAACGAGUUGAAACAGUUCAACACUGACGUAAAGACCACGAAUAUAUUGCCUUAUUUUGUGGAAACUAACCCUAAAGUUUCGUCGACGUUAGAUCUCAGACUACCCGAAAUACCGACAAGCGUAGCCGGUAGUGAAAUGAUGAAAGGGAUAUUGGAAGAGCGGAGGAUAUUCUCUGUUCCUGGCCACAUGCUGACAAUGGUGCCGAUCAUUAGGCUGUUGCCGGACAACUUGCAAACCCUCUUCAACAAUAUAUUUCACGUCAGAAUCCAAAGAGAACCUUCGGGCGAAUUAAUUUUAAAUAAGUAUAAGCGAUAA